Neltuma alba is the source of this 847-nucleotide messenger RNA. Its product is annotated as RING-H2 finger protein ATL78-like. The record is from RefSeq and is a predicted model, not a curated record. NCBI's taxonomy places the organism in Eukaryota, Viridiplantae, Streptophyta, Magnoliopsida, Fabales, Fabaceae. Gene Ontology annotation, molecular function: transferase activity. The transcript has a single exon. Gene Ontology annotation, biological process: protein ubiquitination. The coding region runs from base 12 to 686 and encodes 224 amino acids.
UUCAAUAGAACAUGUAUGCUUCCUCUUUCUCUAGCUCGCUGCUUCUCCAGGAUCUUCUUGGGGAUUUCCAUUCAAGAAGGCUGCUCCUUCUACACAACCCACUUAACUUACAGGCCAACCCUCCGGCGUCCUCAAACACCCACAAUUCCACAGACCACUACCUUGGAAAUGGCAAUUUUGAUGCGAAUGUUGUCAUGGUGCUCUCGGUGUUGUUGUGUGCUCUUAUUUGCUCUCUGGGGUUGAACUCCAUCAUAAGGUGUGCCCUGAGGUGUUCCAAUCUCGUGGUCAACGUCGAGUCCGCCGGCACCAACCCUCCGGCUCGAUUGGCCAACACUGGAGUGAAGAAGAAAGCUCUCAAGACUUUCCCCACUGUGAACUACUCCGCCGAGCUGAAGCUUCCGGGUUUGGACACAGAGUGCGCGAUAUGCUUGUCAGAGUUCACCAGUGGCGAACGAGUCAGAAUUUUGCCAAAGUGCAACCAUGGCUUCCAUGUCAAAUGCAUUGACAAGUGGCUGAGCUCCCACUCGUCUUGUCCGAAGUGCAGACAGUGCCUAAUUCAAACCUGCCAGAAGAUUGUUGGAUGCACCACCCAGGCUAGCUCGUCCCAACCACCUGAAACCAUUCUCAGGAUUGCGCCUCUGGAGCCAGAAGGGUUGGUCCGUGACUACAGGGAAGUAGGCGCUUAAUUUAGUGGUGAUCGGUCGAUGUGUGCACAGUGUUAAGACUUCUCAUGAGUCUGUUUUUUCUUUUUCUCGUUAUACCCUUAAAUGUACAAAACUAGUUACAAAUGUAGCCGCAUUCUUUUUCAAUAGUGAAUUAGCUGGAGCAAAAAUCUAUCGUUAUUUGU